Saccostrea cuccullata (small rock oyster) is the source of this 642-nucleotide messenger RNA. Its product is annotated as universal stress protein Sll1388-like. Lineage: Eukaryota; Metazoa; Mollusca; Bivalvia; Ostreida; Ostreidae. Bases 1 to 339 code for a protein of 112 amino acids. The transcript has 3 exons. The record is from RefSeq and is a predicted model, not a curated record.
AUGGUUAGGGUAAGCUUUAAUUUUUUGUUUCUUUCAGCUCCCUACAGUUUUGAUAGGGACACCCUGUUUUCAAUACUAGAAAAAGAGAAAGAGAAGGUGACGGCAAAAUUAGAAGAAUUCGCCCAGCUUCUCAGAGACGCCAAGAUAAAUGGCACUGUUAAGAGCGUUCAUUCAGCCAGCCCCGGUGAGGGAAUCUGUAAAAUGGCAAAGGAGGUGGAGGCGGAUCUAAUUAUUACAGGGACACGUGGUAUGGGGACCAUUCGUCGUACGUUACUGGGCAGUGUCAGUGACUAUAUACUACACCACGCCCACGUCCCCGUCAUUGUGUGCCGUGACUAGAUCUAACAGGUCAGUCACGUGAUUAGUAAUCCAAACAGUUCAGUCACGUGACUAGAUCCUAACAGUUCAGUCACGUGUUAAUUAAAUAACGGAAAUAAGAAUAUGUAAUGUUCUAAUAGAUAUGUUUGUAACCAGACAGAUGCACAUGUGCCAUAUACGUGUACUUCACGUAGAUAUCUGUAAGAAUGUAAAUGUGGUGUUUAUGUUAUAUUUGUUACAAUCUAGAAAUGUGAUUCCAAACUCUUUAUGUUCUUAGUUCAUUCAUAUAAUGAGAAAACAAUAAAUAAAGAUACAAUUUUUUGA